UGCAAAAGUGGAAAAUUGGGGGACGAAUAUUAAGAAGAAGAGCCCGAAACGCCUGAAAUUGAUCACUUCCUUUGCUCACAAGUUACAAAGUGUAACAAAAUCCAAACACUCUUUUAACACACUGAUCAUGGGAAAUACACUACAAAAAAACCAAGAACACGAAUUGUCAGUGACAGAAGAACCAGAUGAACCUCAAUCAUUCACCUGCGAAAUUUGUGUCGAGCCUAUGUUGUUACCCAACAAGAAAUUCAAGAACCAAAAUAGUUGUAUUCAUCCAUUCUGUGUCGACUGUAUUGUAAAAUAUAUCUCCGUCAAGCUUGAGGACAACGUCGGGGACAUUCCGUGUCCUUCUCUGGAUUGUAACCAUUUUUUUGACCCAAUCUCUUGUCGGAAUCUCGUCUGUCCACAGCUGUUUGUUAAAUGGUGCGAUGUAUUGUGUGAGUCCGCUGUUUUAGGGUUGGCUCAGAGUUACUGUCCUAAUCGAAAUUGUUCGGCUUUGAUUUUGGAUGAGUGUGGAGGGAAUGCGAAGCGAUCACAGUGUCCAAAUUGCAAAAGGUUUUUUUGCUUUCAGUGCAAGCUUCCAUGGCACGCUGGAUUUCAGUGUGAAGAGAGUCAGGAAUUAAGGGAUAGAAACGACGUCGCUUUUGGUGUGCUUGCGGAACUUAAGAAGUGGAAAAGGUGCCCUCAGUGCCGUCGCUUUGUUGAAAAAACUGAAGGUUGCAAAAUUGUUAAAUGCAGGUGUGGUGCUGGUUUCUGCUACAACUGCGGAAGACGAGUUUAUCAUCACUGGUGUCGUUGUAAUUCUGCUUCCACACGGACCUUCUACUGUUUUGUAGUUAUUGCUAUCAUAUAUUUCUUUAUCAUCUUUUUGAUUCACUAGACUUUGCAUAGACAUUUCGUUCUAUUAGAUUUGUGGUAAAAAGUAGACUCUUUAAACAUUUACUUUGAGGAGCUACAGUUAAGACAUGCAACAACAUUUUGCUAUGUAUCAGUUUAUGCACCUAAGGCAGUGAAAACAACAAAAACAGGAAUUGUAUAGAUGGAAUCCAAGUAUAGUUAAGUUCUCAUAAAUUAGAGCUUACUAAUUGAAAUCGUUUCAAAAGUUA
Nicotiana tabacum (common tobacco) is the source of this 1106-nucleotide messenger RNA. The record is from RefSeq and is a predicted model, not a curated record. NCBI's taxonomy places the organism in Eukaryota, Viridiplantae, Streptophyta, Magnoliopsida, Solanales, Solanaceae.